UGUGGUACCGGCGUGCGGCUUCCUCGAACAAAGCGCGAGCGUGUCCCGCGAUUUCCUGCGAGCCGGUGCCGUCGGGGCACGGCGCUCCUGGCGUGUCCCCGCGCUGUCCCCCCGCGGGCGGCCGCCUGGGAGGGGCGUCGGCGGGGGCAGUCCCCGAGCAUUGAUAACCCCGUGCCGGGCCCGCGGCUGGCAGCCGGGGAGCGCCUGCCCCGCACCGCCACGCACCGCACGGCGCACCGGCGCGGGAGAUGCGGCGGGAGGGAGGGCGCCGCGCCGGGACGCCCCGUCGCUGAGGCACGCCGAGGAUGAGGCCGCCCCUGGCGCUGCUGGCCCUGGCCGCCCUGGGGGCCGCCGCCGGCGGCGCGGAGCGGGAGGCGGCGGAGGAGGCGCGGGCGGGGCGUUUCUCCACGCCGGAGCUGCAGCGGUGCCGCUGGGAGCUGCGCUCGGCGGCGGGGGCCAGCGAGCUGCGGCUGAGCUGCCGGGCGGCGGGCGGCGGGGCGGCGCGGAGCUGCGCCUACCGCGGGGAGCCGCGGCGCUGCCCGGCCUUCGGCGCCCGCAGCCGCCAGUACUGGCGGCAGAUCCUGUCCCGGCUGCGGCGGCGGCCGCACCCCUGCGCCCCGGGAGCGCCGCUCAGCGCCCGCCUCUGCGGCCCGGGCCGGGCCCCCCCCGAGGCGCAGCUGCGCCUGCUGCCCGACCCCGGCCCGGAGCCCUCCGAGGACCCGGCGCAGGCCUACUGCGCCGAGCGGUGGCACUCGCUGUGCAGCUUCUUCGUCGGCUUCUGGGAGGGCUGAGCCGCUCCGGCCCGCGGGAGGGAGCGCGGCCGCCCCGGCUCCGCACCCGGACACUCCCGGCCUCGCCUGCCCUCGGCCAGCGCCGCCAAUGCCCCACGACUCUGUCCGCUCUCCUCUUCUACUCCCCAAUAAAGCGGUAACUAUUUUGUGACAA
Molecule: messenger RNA, 945 nt
Organism: Motacilla alba alba
Lineage: Eukaryota; Metazoa; Chordata; Aves; Passeriformes; Motacillidae
Gene: FGFBP3
Product: fibroblast growth factor binding protein 3
Exons: 2
Coding region: 306-791 (161 amino acids)
Biological process (GO): cell-cell signaling
Molecular function (GO): growth factor binding
Source: RefSeq, a predicted model, not a curated record